Molecule: messenger RNA, 3930 nt
Organism: Aspergillus affinis
Lineage: Eukaryota; Fungi; Ascomycota; Eurotiomycetes; Eurotiales; Aspergillaceae
Product: OPT oligopeptide transporter
Exons: 10
Coding region: 1-3930 (1309 amino acids)
Biological process (GO): transmembrane transport; regulation of DNA-templated transcription
Molecular function (GO): oligopeptide transmembrane transporter activity; zinc ion binding; DNA-binding transcription factor activity, RNA polymerase II-specific
Source: RefSeq, a predicted model, not a curated record
AUGUCACCAAUUGCCCCCGAGGUCUCAGUUGACGCUCACUCGGACCCCAAACAGGGGUCUCUUGAUGAGAAAGCCGCGGUCAGUGUGGCGGCAAAAGGCGAGGCGACCACUAGCGAUGAAGACGACCGAGAGAGCGAAGAUGUCAUUAUCGUGACCGGUGCCGAUGCAGCGCGGCACUUGCUGCCUCUGCGGGAUGACUUUGACAGUGCCCUCACCCUUCGCAGCAUCGUGCUAGCUUCGGGCUUUGCGUGUUUCCAGGCCGUGAUGAACCAGAUCUACCAGUUCAAACCCACCUUGGUUACAAUCACAGGAACCUUCAUCGUGUUGCUUUCCUACUUUGUCGGGAAUGCCUGGGCCAAUCUGUUGCCCCGCGGCGAUAAGCUUGAGGCUCGCUGGAGGGCGAAAGGUAAUCAAGGAAAGCUUCCAGUUUGGCUAUCAGUUGUCAAAUUCAUAAAUUACGGGCCCUGGUCAUUGAAAGAACACUCGAUAUGCGCGAUCACUGCAGCAUCUGCCUCCAACGUUGCCGCGGCUUCAACCGUCUUUGCCGCACAAAACCUCUUCUACGAUCUCCCUUUGAGCGCAGCGACGGUCAUUCUUAGCACCAUAUCGAUCGGGCUGUUCGGGUAUGGGCUAUGUGGAAUGAUGCGACCGAUCACCGUUUGGCACACGGAGGCAGUAUACUGGAGCACUUUGCCGACCGUGAAGACUUUACAGGGACUACAUUGGCAGCAGGUGAAGAGUUCCAAGCCACUGAGAUAUUUCUGGUAUGCGUUCACGGGCAUGUCACUCUACGAAAUUAUCCCGGCCUACAUCUUCCCGUGGCUGAACUCGGUUUCUAUUCCGUGCCUGGCUGCUCAGAAGGCGACUGGAAACAAAGCUGCCGUGCUAACAAACCUCUUCGGUGGAGCUACGAAUAAUGAGGGUCUUGGCCUUUUCUCUCUCUCUUUCGACUGGCAAUAUAUCACGUCGUUCCAAACAUCCCUGCCUUUGUCACUUCAAGUUCACCAAGCGUUAGGAUUCGGCGCCUGUUUCAUUUUCAUGCUUGCUAUUUACUACGGGAAUGGCUGGGGUGCACGGUCUCUCCCUUUCAUGUCAACAAAGCUGCUCAAUGCCAACGGAACAUCAUAUCCUGUGGAAAGCGUGUUUCCGGGUGGUGUUCUCGAUGAGGCCAAACUGGUUCAACAUGGAACUCCACACCUCACAGGAACAUUUGCCUGGUCGCUAUUUUGCGCGAACGCUGCUAUUGGAGCUCUGAUUGUCCAUUGCAUUCUCUUUUGGGGCAAAGAUAUUCGACGGGCCUACAAUAGUGCAAGGGAAGGCCGAUAUGACGAUCGGCACCAUGAUCACAUGGCCAAACAUUAUAAGGAAACGCCGUGGUGGUGGUAUGCUUUCGUCCUUCUCGGCAGUUUCAUUCUUGGCUUGGUCGUGGUCAUCAAAGAAAACAUCACACUGCCUGUUUGGGCUUACAUCAUCUCACUGGUUGUUGGAAUUAUCAUUGCGCCCUUCAGUACCAUUCUUUACUCACGUUAUGGCAACGGCAUUGCCACCAACAACCUUUCGAAGAUGUUAGCUGGUUUGAUCAUCCCCGGAAAGCCAGUAGGCAAUAUGUACUUUGCUGCCUGGUCCCACAAUGUGAUCUCCAACGCCGUCAAUCUAUCCAAUGACCUCAAAAUGGGCGAAUAUCUUAAAAUCCCUCCUCGAAUCAUGUUUCUGACUCAGAUGUAUGGCACUAUCUUGGGAGGGUUCAUCAACUACGCCGUCAUGAUCUCAAUCGUGACUUCCAAUCGAGAACUGCUGGUUGAUGGCAACGGCAAUUCCUCCUGGAGCGGAGCCACGAUCCAGGCUUAUGUCAGUAAUGCCACUUCCUGGGCUCUCUCACCCUACCUUUACAAGAUUGGCGGCCACUAUGCUCUUGUCCCGAUCGGUAUCGCGGUGGGCGCAGGCGUCGUCAUUGUACAUCGCUUCUUUUAUCAAUUGCUUCCCCGCAUCGGAGGCCUAGAUGUGGCAGAAAUCAACAUGGCCCAGUUCAUCCAAUACGCCGGAUACGUCCCCUACAAUCAGAGCCAGACCUGUGUCAUCUUCAGUUGGAUUCUCUGCGGGUUCUUCAUCCAAUACUUUCUCCGCAAUUAUCACCCACGCAUAUUCAAGGACUAUUCGUACCUUGUGACGGGUGCUUUCGACGGGGCUAGUCUCACCGUGCUCUUCAUUCUAUCCAUGGCAGAGCGUCAGCCUGGACUAGCCCUAAACGGGACACGAAUGACAAAUACUUCAAACGCCAAGACUCUCCGCCACACCUGCGAUGAGUCGAGACCAAGCUGCUCCAGGUGUAGCAAGUUUUCGUAUAGAUGCCAGUAUCAAGCUAUACUUAAUGACGGCAACUUGUCGGAAGAGCAGGAGACCGCCCACCUCACAAUUCCCGAUUUUCACGUCCCACCCACAAGCCCCAGCAUUAUAGCUUCAGGAUCCAGUUCGCCGCCUGCACUCCCAAGUGACCACCUUUCGAUUCCCAGUCCUUCGUCUAUUGAACAACCUGCCUCCUUUUCCGGUUCUGGUACGGAUGAAAAGCGUCUCACGCCGAAUGCGCCAUCUGCCGGUUUUCUCGACGCGACGGAGCUCAGUCUACUGAGCCACUAUAUUUCGCACACUAGCCAGAUCAUCCCUGUCGACGACCUCGAUCUCUAUGCUCUUUCGGUCGGAGUGCCAAAUCUUGCAUUCAACUGCAGAUGCGUAAUGUCGUCCCUAAUCGCCUUGGCUGCAGCUUGCAAGUCGCACGACAUCGCCAAGAACUCCCAGGUUCCAUUGAACACGCAACAGAUAAUCGAGAUCCAAGAACUACUCGCGCUGGCGGAGGUCCAUCACACGGCUUCCCUUCGCCAUAUUCAAGCAGCCGUGCAGAACUUGGACUCAUACGAUCAUAUACUCGCCAACGCGGCAUUGAUGGUCUUAUACGCUUCCGCGAGCCACUCCAUCCGAGUACAUCUCGCGACUACUGCGAAGAGAAGUGGGCAACAGCUACCACAAGGGAUAUUGCCGCAACAUUCACAGUGGAUAUCCUUCACACGUGCGGCACAUAUGGCGUCCAGUGCUGUUCUGAACGAUAUUGUCGAUUCCGCGCACAAUACAUGGACGACCACCACGAGUCCGAUUAUGAAUACAGGGCCGGAGAUACCGAGAGCGGGAGUGUGUAGCUCAGAUCUCUUAUCACCGCAGGACGGCCCUUCGGAGAACACGAAACGCUUGUUUCUCCCUCUAGUUGCAUCUACAUAUAGCCGGGCGCUCGAGGGGCUACGCAGGAGGGUCGAGUCGACAGUGGCUCAAUUAAAAGAAUCAGAACUAGACCCUAGCCAUCGCAUGCAGCUUGACGCAUCUCUGGAAACCAUGUCUGUACUAGAAAGAUGUGCAUUCUCAGCUCUAUCCCCGAGAGAGAAUAAUGCCAACAUCCAGACUUCCACAAACCAGCCUAUAUCGAUCGACCAACUGACCCGGGUUUCACCCUGGGUAGCAAAAUACAUGAUCAGCGUCACAUCAAUGGAGUCCCCGCAGGUACUCAGACGAAUCAUCAUGUCAUUUUUGAACAAAGUGGCAGUCGAGUAUCUCAAUCUCGUCCAAUCGGUCCUCGACUCGCCGUACAUCGAAGGUAGAGCUGACAGCUGGAUGACCCGAGACUCGGAGUCUCCCGGCAGCGAGGUACCGACGCUCAGUGCAACGCAUUUGCUAGCCAUGGACAUCUUUGCUCAUUGGUUGGUUCUGGUCAUGUUACUGGAUGGAGUGUGGUGGAUUGCCGUUAUUGGACAGUGGGAGCUAAGUCAGAUCAUGACAUUGAUGAAGGCUCAGAAUCCGUUGGGUCAGGCAGCUGAUACUGGUGAAACGUGGUGGCCUGAGACUAUGUACUUGGUUAAGCGGGAGCUUACUCCCUAUGGUCGAAAUUGA